AUGGCGAUAGAAAAUCUUAGAAGACUAUAUAACUCGUUUGCAAGACACACUAACCAAAUAUACUUGAGAAUUGAGGAGAUGUGUGCAAUAAAUUCAUUUGUUAAGUCCGAAAAGCUUGUUCUUCACAUAUGUGGAAAUCCAGGAACAGGAAAGACACACGUUACUACAAAUACUCUAAAGUGUGAGUUUAUGUACAUAAAUUAUUAUACUGAGAAGAACAUUUUUGAGAUUAUAAAGAAAAGCACAAGCUUAGUUGUGGUUAUUGAUGAGUUUGAUAAAUAUUAUCACGAAAGAAAUAAUGAGUGUUUACAAAUGAUGGCAUAUCUAAGAAAGAAAAACAGAAAGAUAAUAACGCUAUCGAACAAUUUGAGAAUGCCUUCUGAGGCAUUGUUCUUCAAGCCAUACACUUCACUAGACAUGGAGUUAAUUUUGAAGCAAAAAGUAACUGAACAGUAUACCGAGGAGAUUCUAAACAACACCUUAAUCAAAAUGAUUUCAAGAAGGUUUGGGCCUUCGGGUGACCUUAGGUCGUUAUUCAAGCAUAUACAGGAUGUUAUAGCUGAAAAGAUUUUGAUUGCUGAAUCACAAAUUUUAGGCAAUCCAUCAACCAUUGACAGUUCAAUAAAAACCUGCAAUCAUACAAAUAUUGCACUUCAGGACAUUCAGAUAGAUAAAAACGGAUUCUCAGAUCAGCCAGGCAAUUUUCAUCAUGAAACCAUUCGGUCUCUGAUAUCAAACAGCAAAAAGCUUUCCAAAAUAGAGAUAUAUUCCAAAUACCUGAAUGAAUGCCAUGAAAUGAAAAUACCUUCUUAUGACAGAGUUGAUUUUAAUAUUAUCUAUGAUAUGUACAAUUGA
Molecule: messenger RNA, 855 nt
Organism: Ordospora colligata OC4
Lineage: Eukaryota; Fungi; Microsporidia; Ordosporidae
Exons: 1
Coding region: 1-855 (284 amino acids)
Source: RefSeq, a predicted model, not a curated record